This is a messenger RNA of Lonchura striata (white-rumped munia), 811 nucleotides long. It is a transcript of the gene FAM162A, whose product is annotated as family with sequence similarity 162 member A. Gene Ontology annotation, biological process: positive regulation of release of cytochrome c from mitochondria; neuron apoptotic process; cellular response to hypoxia. Gene Ontology annotation, cellular component: mitochondrion. NCBI's taxonomy places the organism in Eukaryota, Metazoa, Chordata, Aves, Passeriformes, Estrildidae. The record is from RefSeq and is a predicted model, not a curated record.
CGGGGCGGGCCCCGCCGGAGCGCGGCCCCCGGCGCAGCGGCCCCCGGCAGGGCAUCGCCACCGGCAGCGGCCCCGCUCCCCUCCGCCUCCUCCGCCCGCUGCGAGCGCUCCGGCCGCCCCACCGGAGGCGGCGCCGGCCCCGAGCGCCCCGCGGCGCGGCUCCCUCCAAUCGCGGGCCCGGGGCGGGGCCCGGCCGUGACAUUGAGCUGCGCCCCGCGGGCCCGCAGCGCCAUGUGGGGCCGCGCCGAUAAGGCUGUUAAACUGCUGGGAAGAAAUAUUCCCUCAAUUCUGAGGAUGACCGAGGGAGUGGACCUGAAGAUAAGCAGAAGGCUGUGCAUUAAACCCCAGCAAGACCUUCAGUCAAAGCGUCGAUCUGCUUCGGGAGUGCCUGGAUACAAGCCUACACUCUGGGAGAGAAGGUUUUUGUUGUGGGCAGGCCAUUUCAAAAAGCUAGAGGAUAUUCCAGAGACUGUCUCGCUUGACACAGUGCAAGCAGCAAAGACCACCCUGCGCAUCAAGUUCAGCUAUGUCAUGAUUGCCUUGACAAUAGUGGGAUGCAUCACCAUGGUGAUCAGAGGGAAGCAGGGUAUGAAAAGACAUGAAUCUCUUACAAACAUAAACUUGGAGAAGAAAGCCCAGUGGAAAGCGGAAGCAUCUGCUAAACCAUAGAGGAGGAAAUGAAGAUAUCAAGGACUGGGGUAGACAAGCACUGACAGAAUAUCAUCACAUCUUUCCUGUUAGUUCUGUACACUCUAGGUUCAAGAAAGAAUGAAUAUGCUGUCUUGUAGUCAAUAAAACCAGAAAUACCUAU